Cajanus cajan (pigeon pea) is the source of this 558-nucleotide messenger RNA. Lineage: Eukaryota; Viridiplantae; Streptophyta; Magnoliopsida; Fabales; Fabaceae. The record is from RefSeq and is a predicted model, not a curated record.
AUGGUUGGUAGAAAUGAUCGUGCGAUUGCUGAUGCUCUUCAAGCAUUAGCACAAGCUAUGAAUAAUAACAAUAGGGUUGAGUGGGAAGGAGCACUUCGGAUGAUGAUUGAUGGAGGGGUGCAUUUGAAUUGGGACAACUUCAAGAAGGUUUUUCUUGAGAAAUAUUUCCCGGAUGAUGUGAGGAGUCGGAAAGAAAUGGAAUUCCUUGAACUGAAUCAAGGGAAUGACUCAGUGGCAGAGUAUGCUGCCAAAUUUGAUGCUUUAGAGAUAUAUCACUUUCCCACUCUGGUCAAUAAGUGCAACAUUUAUGAUUGUGACAACCGUGCUCGUGUUGCUUUCUAUAAAGGAGUUGGAGGUCCUAUCCGUGCUAUGAGUUCUAGUACUUCGGGUAGGAGUAAGCCUUACUCCGCUUCUAAUAGAUUUCAAGGGAGUAGAGUUGCUGCUAAUAAAAGUAAGUCAUUUACUAGAGGAUCCAUUGUUAGUGCUACUGGAAGUGUUGGAGGGUCUGUGUCCACUCCUUCAGCAAGAUGUGGGAAGUGUGGACGUGUUGGUCACUAG